This is a messenger RNA of Necator americanus (New World hookworm), 672 nucleotides long. RefSeq lists its product as uncharacterized. The record is from RefSeq and is a predicted model, not a curated record. Lineage: Eukaryota; Metazoa; Nematoda; Chromadorea; Rhabditida; Ancylostomatidae. The transcript has a single exon. The coding region runs from base 1 to 672 and encodes 223 amino acids.
AUGACCUCGGUGUUUUACGACGAAAUCAAGAACCGACUGCCUGUUCGCCGACCAUGGAUCUCGUUCGAAGCAGUUCGCAACACUGAGGUAAUCGCAAAAAUCCCUACACUGGUCACCGCCGAGCUCUUGGUGACAUUCAAAAGGGAUGCCACUGCGGCAAUCGAGGAGGUAACAGAUUCAACUUGCACGAUUUCCAACACAAUAGCUCAAGGAUGCUACCACUGCACCCAAGGAGCAGUUUCGAAUGUGACUUGCACAAGUACCAAGCAAGCAACGAGAGCCGCCAUUCGCUGUGACGACAAACAUUUCACGGUUCCAUGUUCUCCCGAAGGAACCACGUCACAAAUCAGGUUCACUCACACGCAAGCCCGACUGAAGCUGAAAUGCACGGUUUCGUUUGGCACCAGAGAAAGAAGCUUUGAGAUCUCUCGAAUCCUGCGAUGGGUCCGCACGAUCUACGGGACAGUGAAGAGAAUCAUCGACGGAGAAAGCAUUGUCCACGACGAAAUUGUGCUUUCGGAUAUAGCCCACAUAGCUGACACAAUCUUCUCAGGAUAUAAGUCAUCGCUGCACUAUCCUUUGCUGCUGCGAUCUCCAUUGACUACGCAUUCUUCUGGACAUGCAGGAUUCGAGUAUUUGUGGCCAUCUGUCGCAUGUCGCAAAGGGCGAUGA